Molecule: messenger RNA, 2577 nt
Organism: Hemibagrus wyckioides
Lineage: Eukaryota; Metazoa; Chordata; Actinopteri; Siluriformes; Bagridae
Gene: faima
Product: Fas apoptotic inhibitory molecule a
Exons: 5
Coding region: 424-966 (180 amino acids)
Biological process (GO): positive regulation of neurogenesis; canonical NF-kappaB signal transduction; negative regulation of extrinsic apoptotic signaling pathway via death domain receptors
Source: RefSeq, a predicted model, not a curated record
CCCGCUAGGUCACACCAGAAGAAACUUGAGCAUUAGCCGCUGAAAUGCACACAGGCCGAAUACCGAAUGGUUCAUGACUUUGUGUGUAGGUGCACUAUGUAGUGUGUGAAGUAAUAGCGCUGUGUGGCGCGCUAAACGUGAACCAGAGAGCAAUUUGGGAUACGGCCUUGAGCUUAAAGCGAAGCUGCUUGCUAGCUAGCUUUGGAUACACAGCGGUUAAACCGAUUAACACUAAAAUACGUAAUUAAACGGUCACACGAAUUACAUUCACAGUUUAGCAAUGAAGACAUUUUCUGUUAAACUUAAAGAUCCACUGCUAGUCUAACAGUGUUAAAUAUUGGAGCAAAAAAAAAAAAAAGCAGCUGAGCCCUAAAAUGAAAAAGUAACUUGGAGCUCUAGUGGUCAUCUCUGAGUGGAGGGAUUAUGUCCGGAGACCUGGUCGGGGUUUGGGACGUGGCCCUGAGUGAUGGGGUUCACAAGAUUGAAUUUGAACACGGCACAACCACGGGGAAACGAGUCAUCCAUGUGGAUGGCAAGGAAGUCCUGAGGAGAGACUGGAUGUUCAAGCUGGUCGGCAAGGAGACGUUUUAUGUAGGAAGCACAGAAGCAAAGGCCACCAUUAAUAUUGAUGCUGUAAGUGGGUUUGCCUACGAAUACACACUGGAGAUCAAUGGCAAGAGCCUGAAGAAAUACAUGGAGAACCGAUCUAAGGUGACAAGCACUUGGCUGCUCAACCUGGACGGUGUAGACUGUAGAGUCGUCCUGGAAAAAGACACCAUGGACAUUUGGUGCAAUGGGCAGAAAAUGGAGACAGCCGGGGAAUUUGUGGAAGAUGGCACAGAGACGCACUUCACUCUGGGAGACCAUGACUGCUGCAUUAAGGCCGUGAGCAGCGGCAGGAGGAGAGACGGCAUCAUCCACACGCUCCUGGUGGACGGCAACGAAAUGGCCGAGGUCACCGAAUGAUCGUCUGAAAAUCCUGUGUCGUAGGAAGUUGCGGUUUUGACCCUCGUGUUCUUCACUACAGUGCUCCUCAUACUGACUCAGGCCAUCUCUUUAGAAUGUAAAGCAAUACAGAUGUGACAUUUAGUAUAAAUCUGUAGUACAUUCCCAGUAAUCAUGGCACUAAGAAUUAAAAAAAAAAAACGGUGUCCAUAGGUGCACUCUUCUGGGAAUAAGGCACCCACUAAAAUCUGAUUUUAAGUGACCUCAUGUACUCUACAGUAUAUAUGUGGACACCUGACUGUCACACCUAAAUGUAUUCCUACCUCCAAACUGUUGCCACAAAGCUGGAAGCAGAAAAUUGUAUACAAUGCCAUUGUAUGCUGUAGCAUUAAAUUUCCUUUCACUGGAACUAAGAAGCUUAAACCAGUUCCAGCAUGACAGUGUCCCUGUGCACACAGCAAGUGUGUUAAAGUUAGAAUGGAAGAACUCAGGUGUCCUGCACAGGACUCUGACUCAGCCCCAUUGAACACUAUUUUGGAAUAAACUGGAACACUGACUGCACCUCACAUCAGUGGCUGAUCUAAUUAAGGAUCUUUUGGCUAAAUGAACACAAAUCCCAACAACCACGCUCCAACAUCUAGUGGAAAUCCUUCCCAGAAGAGUGAAGCUUAUUAUAAUAGCUAAAUCUGGGGACUAUACAGUAUUCAGAAUGGUACAUAUGGUGCGAUGUUCAGGUGUCCACAAACAUUUGAGUGCAGGUAUGUGUUAUUAAGGCACCUGUUUAAAGCCAUGGCUUAAGGUGCCAAUCAUGGCUCCAGCUUGAAACGUAAGCAUAUCAGACCCAGUAGACCUGCUGUUAACGAUUAGCCGAAAUGGUAUUUCCUAGCUCAUGUGAUUUUUAUGGGGUUCGUCAUGAUUCCUAAAAUAACACAUUGUAUUAUGUGCACACAUUCACCAGCAGUGAAGCAAAGAAUGAGAAACUUCACACAGAUGAGAAUGCAUUGUUGAAAUUAGACAAUCCAGACAUUCAGUUUUAACAGUGGAGAGUUCAGGACAAUAAAAUGGAGCUGCUACACUUCUGGAUAGACUUACCUUUAUGUGUGGUGGCAUCACUGCUUGCAUCCUUAAAGACCAACAUGAACCACAUAUGAACUACAGGUGUUUAGAACAUUGCUUUAAGUACUUUUAAAGGUCCCAGCCACCAUCUCCUGGCGGUAACAUUCCUGUGGAAGUGCACUUGGAAGUCAGUGUCACUGUAGAUAGGAGGGCUAGAGUAUUUACAGACUUUCCAAAUUCAGUGUUUGGCAAUUCUCUGUGUUAAAACUUGCUUUGAGCGGUUCUUUAUGAAAGGUUUAGGGAUUGUUAUGUAUUCAUUUGGCAGAAUGUAAAAUUGUAAAGUGCCUACAUGUCUCCAAAACAUCUCUGAUAAAUCCUAUAAAAGGGUUAUUAGGAAUAUUAAAAAAAAUGGAAAUGAUUUUUUCUUUCCAAAUCAGGAAGACUGCAAGACUUCAACAUCAGCCCUUUGCCAUAGUGUUCUUAUAUUUAAAACUAUGUGCAGUAAUGUGAUUCUAAAUGUGGCUCAACAAAAUUAGUACUUGUGUGUUUGUGUUACAAAUUAAAUCUCUCUAUAUA